AUGGCAGAUGAAGGAGCUGUGGCAAGACUCCAGACAGAAAUCAACUGCCCCAUCUGCCUGGAUAACCUGAGAGACCCUGUCACCAUCGAAUGUGGGCACAACUUCUGUCGCUCCUGCAUCGAGAGGUCCUGGGCUGAUGUGCAGGACAGGUUCCCUUGCCCUGUGUGCUGUCGCCCAUGCAAAGAGAGGCACCUGUGGAGCAACACCCAGCUGGAAAGGAUGGUUGACGUGGCCAAGCUCCUCUGGAUCACAGAGGCCGACGUGAAGCAGCAGGAAGAGAGGCGCUUGUGGCCACACGUGAGGCCCGUGGAGGAGGCUGCCUCUCAUCACAGGCAAAAGCUCAGAAGUUACAUUGAGCCCCUGAAGGAGCAGCUGGCAGACCUUCAGAAACUAUUAGCCACACAAGACAGGCAACGAUCAGAACUGAGGGAAAAGGUGGAAAAGUGGAGAGUGAAGUUAGCCUCUGAAUAUGAGAGUGUGAUAGCAUCCAUAGAGUGUGAGCAAGCGGCAGUUCACUCAAGACUAGCUGCACAAGAGAAGCACAUUCUACGGAAUCUCACUGCAAACAAAGCUGCAUUUUCAGACCACAUUUCCAAACUUAGAGUUCUACGAAAGGAGAUGGCAGAGACUAGUGUGGUGUCAGAUGUGAAACUGCUGAUGAACAUCAAGGGUGUCCUCCACCGUUGUGAUAACCUAGAACCUCCAGGUGUCUAUUGUGUCAAGUAUAAGAGAGAAGAAUUCAGUCUUCCUCCACAGUGUUCGGCCCUGCUGCAAAUCAUGCAGACAUUUAGAGAAGAAGUUACUCUGGAUCCCGAAACUGCACAUGCUAAUCUGCUUGUGUCUGAGGAUAAAAAGUCUGUGACAUUUGUGAAGAAAAAGCAAGGGGUUCAUCAGAAUCCAAAGGGAUUUGCAGACGAUGCAGUUGUCCUGGGUUCUGAAGGGUUUGACUGUGGCAGACAUUACUGGGAGGUCCAGGUGGAUGACAAGCCUGAGUGGGCCGUGGGGGUCUGUAAUGACUCCCUUUCCAAGGAGAGAAACAGCCCCUGCUCAGACAGGAGAACAGAUAUUGGACGAUUCAGCUGCAGAAUGGUGACUAUGUGGCUCGAGGGCCUGUUCCUGUCACCCUUGUGCUGCAAGAAAUGCCCGGAGGGAUUGGCAUCUACCUGGACUAUGAGAUGGGUCACGAUUCCUUUUACAGUUUGA
Myotis davidii is the source of this 1203-nucleotide messenger RNA. Its product is annotated as putative tripartite motif-containing protein 75. The record is from RefSeq and is a predicted model, not a curated record. Lineage: Eukaryota; Metazoa; Chordata; Mammalia; Chiroptera; Vespertilionidae. The transcript has 2 exons. Bases 1 to 1203 code for a protein of 400 amino acids.